Messenger RNA from Solea senegalensis (Senegalese sole), 3108 nucleotides. RefSeq names its product patatin-like phospholipase domain containing 2 (gene pnpla2). Gene Ontology annotation, cellular component: cytoplasm; lipid droplet; membrane. The coding region runs from base 315 to 1835 and encodes 506 amino acids. Gene Ontology annotation, biological process: positive regulation of triglyceride catabolic process; lipid homeostasis; triglyceride catabolic process. The transcript is spliced from 9 exons. The record is from RefSeq and is a predicted model, not a curated record. Gene Ontology annotation, molecular function: triacylglycerol lipase activity. Lineage: Eukaryota; Metazoa; Chordata; Actinopteri; Pleuronectiformes; Soleidae.
CUGCGCCUCCUCCAGCACACCACGGGGAAGUAUGUAAUACAACAACAACAACAACAACCCACAGUUUGGUUUCACCUCGAGGUCAUUUCCGUAUUAUUAUGUAACUCAAGCGACUUUAACCUGCAGCGAAAAACGUGACUUGUGCCGUUAGCUUCAACCUAAAACAGCUAGCUCGAAACGUUAUAGAGACAGUCAUGUAGAGAGAGACUACACCUGAGAUAAGAAGUGAAACGUGGUUAGCUUCAGUCGUAAAUACAGAGUUUGUGAUACAUCGAUAACCCACUAGUUCACAUUAUCUGCGCACUGUCACCGGUAUGUUUCCGUUAGACUCGCCGUGGAACAUCUCCUUUGCGGGAUGCGGCUUCCUGGGGAUCUACCACGUCGGUGUGGCCAGCUGUCUGCUGGAGCAGGCUCCCUUUCUGGUGCACCAUGCCAGGCACAUCUACGGAGCAUCAGCUGGAGCUCUCACUGCCACUGCUUUGGUCACCGGAGUCUGUCUCGGAGAGGCUGGUGCCAGCAUCAUCGAUGUUUCCAAGGAGGCAAGAAAGAGAUUCCUUGGACCCAUGCAUCCCUCCUUCAAUCUGGUGAAGAUCGUGCGUCACAUGCUGCGCCGCACUCUGCCAGCUGAUUGUCACCAACGGGCCAGUGGGAGGUUAGGGAUCUCUCUCACCCGUGUGGCAGAUGGAGAAAAUGUCCUGGUAUCUCAUUACAACAACAAGGAGGAGCUAGUACAGGCGUGUGUCUGCAGUGCCUACAUCCCAGUGUAUUGUGGCUUUAUACCUCCUACUUUGCAAGGAGUGCGGUAUGUCGAUGGAGGGAUCUCAGACAACCUGCCUCAGUAUGAGCUGAAGAACACCAUCACUGUGUCCCCUUUCUGCGGAGAGAGCGACAUCUGUCCCCGAGACACUUCGACCAACAUACACGAGCUGCGAUUCACCAACACGAGCAUCCAGUUCACUCUCUCAAACCUCUACAGAAUCUCCAGAGCACUGUUCCCCCCAGAUCCAAUGGUUAUGAAGUCCAUGUGUAAACAAGGAUACAAAGAUGCUCUGCACUUUUUGAAGAAAAACGGAUUAGUUAAUUUUAAUGGACCCCUCAGAGACAGAGCUCUGCUUGGUAAUGGAGAAGAAAAUGAUUUAAGUGAGGAGAACGAAGCAGACGACACAAGUGACAAAGAGGAAGACGAGACCAGUUCUAGUUCCUCCGUAGAGGAUCAUUUCUUUGACCACCUCCCACCAACCCUGCACAAAGCUCUGGUUGAGGCCUGCAUGGAGAGGAGAAGCCUAAUGCAGUCGCUAAGCAACCUGCUUCCCAUUAGGAUGGCCUCAGCCAUGAUGCUCCCCUACACUCUCCCUCUGGAGUCUGCUCUGUCCUUGACUGUCAGACUUCUGGAGUGGCUGCCAGACGUUCAAGAUGAUGUCGGAUGGAUUCGAGAGCAGCUAUUGAAAGUCUUGCAACAUCUUCUUCGCCAGGCUUCCCAAAGCAUUUCUCAGAACGUCUUUGUUGAGAUGAAACGGUUUUCCUGUCAGUUGGAGCUGCGACGCAACCAAUCCCUUCCAUCCAGCUUUAGCUCCACCAGCCUGUUUCCCACCUGGGUGAAUAGGAGAAGUCCUUCUGUCCAGAAUAUCCUCACAUAUCUCGACCAGUACAGGACACAGCUGAUGUCAGGAGUUCUGUGUAUAAACACGGACCUGCAAAGCUUCUUGACAAAUAGUUCGAUGUUAACAUGUAAGAGUUCUCCCAUGCUCUCCACAGAGGGCCGCACAAUGCAAGGAGGUCGUUUCAGUGUCCCACUUGCUGCUGCUGCUGACACAGAAGAUGUCAUCAGCUUUUAAGGGCUUUUUUUAAGGGCUUUUCAUGGGUUUCUGCUGCAAAUCACUGAGGUUGAGGUUCAGAUCCAAGAAGUAUUCAAAUCUCCCAGGACAAAUUCGGAACUCUAAUAAGUCAUUUUGUACAGUAUACAGAAAUGGUAGUUACUUACCAUAUUAAUUAGUGUAUAAAGUAUUCUUAAGCUUUUUGUGUCAUCAUUUAACUACAGUAAAAUCAGUAGGUCUACAGAAGAGCGGUUACAUUUAGCAGAUGGACUCAUGUAGAGUCAUGUACAAACUUGAAUGACUAACAAAAAUGUGCACUUCAAGAAGCAUGUUUCAAACAUUAGUGUGAAUGUUUUUAGUGGAAUGUAGUCAGACGUCAGACAUGUAGUUAAACAGCGUCUCUGCUCCCGCUGGUUAUGAACCUCUCAAGUCAGGAAGUGAAGGAUUAUGUUUGUUACAGGUAGUUAGUUAUUACUCACUAUCCCACUCAUCUUUUACUGGUGCCAAUCCCAGCUCCCAGCUGGCAGGUGAUUGGUGCACCCUGCACAGGUCACCAGUCCAUCACAGGGCCACAUAGAGACAAACAACCAUCCAUUCUCACACCUAUGGUGAAUUUAGAGUGUCCAAUUUGCCAAAUCCCCAAAUCUGCAUGUUUUUGAGCUGUGGGACGAAACCGGAGAACCCGGAGAAAACCCAUGCACACACGUGGAGAACAUGCAAACUCCAUGCAGGGUCGUGAACCCGGAGUGCUAACCACUACACCAACCGUGUGGCCAAAUUAUUCCAUGUAUUAUUAUGCACAUUUCAAUGCAUUUUGUGAACGCUGUCUAAAUGUUUUCAGGUUUGUACUGAAUGUGUGCAUUGUUGCACUUAUUUAUAUUAGAAACACUAGCUUGUUUUCCUCUUUUCUCCUCAAUCACUGAAAUGUGUUUCUAUUAUCUUGAUUCACUAGUAUGCAAGUUCCAGUUCUUUCAGUUUUAUAUUUAAAAAAAAUUAUAUAUAACAUUUUAUUGUACAAUCAUUUUGAUGUAAUUACAUAUUAGUUUGUAAUUACGGAAUGUGUGAUUCUUUUUAUUGAUCAAAGAUUGAUCAGUUUAAUCUCACUUGGACUUCGGAGUCACUGUAUGACUUCAGACAAGUUGAACUAUUGUUGUUGUACUUUGUACAGAUGAAAUUUUAACUGUAUGAUAAAGCUCCAACUUGUGCCUUAUAUGAAACAUUUGCUAAGUUAACUUAAACUGUUAUUGCUGGCAGUGUUUAUUUGAUAAUUAAAUAAAAUUACAGUUGAAAUGCA